AUGGUGAAGCAUUGUGUCGUCCAGUUUUGUACUGAUUCAAACAAAACUGGGCAUACAAUGCAAAUAUUUCCAAAUGACGCAAAUUUGAAGCGACAAUUUGUGAAAUUUGUUCAAGUGAAAAUAGCCGAUUUCGUCGAGCCGUUCGAACGUUCUGUUGUUUGUGGCAGUCAUUUUUCUUCCUGGUGCUGUACCGACGAUUCAGGCCUCACCAGAAGCAAAUUAUUCGGAAGUAUAAAAACGACCCAUACAGUCGGCAGACGACGAGGAUUCGGAAGUGGCCGACCGAACUGAGAAAGAAGUUGAGCUCUUCAAAAGUUAGAGGUCAACAGAGAAAGUACAAAAUCGAUUUACAUGAAAACGUUUUGUUAAUUAAACAACAAUAGCUUUAUUGGUUCUCUAAAAACAUCUUUUUUCGCAUCUAAUGAAAUAUUAUGGGGAAGCCAGUUGUUUGGGAGCCAGCGCUGAGCCCGUAAAAGACACUGACUUGUCUGAACCUUAAGAAAGAGAAUUCGUUGAUAUCAGUGUGUAAUAACGUGAUCUGGAAUUUUGUCGGUUCGAUUAAAAAGAAUUCUAUACAGGAUCCCAUAAUCAACCCUUAUGUUCUAUAAGAAAAUCCAAGCCAGCCACACUUGGUGCUUCCUUUGAGAAACCCUGCAGAGAAACAGCAGAAGAAUUUGUGUCACGGUUUUUACAGCAGCGAAAAUGCAUUCAAAGGUCAGUAGGACAAUAUUCAUCAUUUUGAGUACAACUUAAAAGAUCCUGAUUUCAGCUUGCAAAACUAUCUUUUCAAUAUUUCAAAUCGAAGCAAACACAAACAGGGUUGGAUAAUUAUGAAGGGCACACAAGGAAAUGUACAUGAUACAACUUUUUUAUCGAUGGAAAUGCUUCUGAGAUGAAGGAUAUUGUUUACCGCACAAGAUAGCACAGCGACUCUAAAGUGUUUGCCGAGAUAUCCCCAACACCAACGAACAAGCUAUUUGUAG
Molecule: messenger RNA, 983 nt
Organism: Pocillopora meandrina
Lineage: Eukaryota; Metazoa; Cnidaria; Anthozoa; Scleractinia; Pocilloporidae
Source: the annotation of a GenBank genome assembly